AUGAUAUUCAUCGAGUGGAAUUUUUGUCUUUAUCUUUUUUUAAUAUUUCUAUUAUAUAAGACAGCUGCUGUCUAUUCAAUUCAAUGUUGUACUGGUAGUGAUAAUACAUGUACAUCAAAACCUGUUGAUUGUCCUUCAAAUAUUUGUUUUAAAUUAGUAAUAAAUAGAGUAACAGAAGAACGUGGAUGUCUUGAUGAUUUAAUAAAAUUAAUAAAUUCUGCAAAUAAAAAUAAUCAAACAUUAAAUAAUCGAACUGGAUAUCCAAGUGGAUCAUCGAAUGAUCAAUGUCAUAAAUUUGGUACAUAUGGAAAUGGUAUGUCUUUAUGUAAAUGCACUAAUAAUUUAUGUAAUUUAUCUUCAAAAAAAAUUCAUUUAACAAAACCGGUUUUAAUUUUAAUUAUUUUACUUGUUCAACAUAUUCUAUGA
Molecule: messenger RNA, 426 nt
Organism: Rotaria sp. Silwood1
Lineage: Eukaryota; Metazoa; Rotifera; Eurotatoria; Philodinida; Philodinidae
Source: the annotation of a GenBank genome assembly